AUGAUAAAUUCUUUUUAAAAAGUUAUUGUUAUAAAUUUGUUUGAAUUAUUUAAUUCUUAACUCAUAAUUUAUAGAAAAUUUGAAAUAUUAAUUAUGAAUACUUCUAUGAAAAACUUAUUCAUUGAAAUUGGAACUCCUAUAUUAUAAGAUUCCAUUUAAAUAAUAAAAUAAGAUUAUAAUUAAAAUAAGUAAUAACUUGAUUUGAUAUUAUUUAUAAUCAACAAGUAAAUUUAUGAUAUAUAAUUCUUAAUUCGUCUUUAUCUUAAUGAGCAAAAAUAUGAAUUUAUCAAUUAUAAAAUUCUAAGAUACCCAAAAUCUACUUAAUCCUGCAAAUAUAUUUUAUUAUCUGAAACAGAAGUUAUACUUGAAUGUGGAUUAACAAGAUAUUUUUAUGACAUAUAAAACUCUGAAUUCCUUUGUGAUUCAAUUUAUUCAUCAAAAAUACUUGAUUAAAUGGAGAUAUUAAAUAGUACACAUUAUUUAUUCAUAAAUCAUUUUUUAAACAAUUAAUCUGUUGUAUUAUCUAUAGGGAAAAGAGGAGGAUACAGCUUAUAAAAAUAAUCUUAAUAUAAUUCUGAAUCAAUAUCUCUUGAGUUUUAGGUUAUUAGUAUUGAUUAAAUGGGAACAAGUAAUAUAAUUUUUAAUUAAUUAAUAGAUUAAGUUACCCUUAACUUAUAAGUGAUUUAAAAAAGUAUUGAAUAGAAUGAAAUUUCUUAAUUAAGUAUAAUAAUAUUAUUAAUAAUUUUUAUAAUCUUUUUAGCAACUAUUAAAAUUCCCUAUAGAUAAUGCAAACAAUAAAAAUUGAACUAUGUAAUUAAAAAAGAAUUUACUUAAACUGAAUUAAUUUGA
Molecule: messenger RNA, 849 nt
Organism: Paramecium pentaurelia
Lineage: Eukaryota; Ciliophora; Oligohymenophorea; Peniculida; Parameciidae
Source: the annotation of a GenBank genome assembly